GGGUGUCAGGGGCAAGGCGUUAUCAUAAUCUAUAAAAGUGCGACGGGUACUGCGCGCGCGCACAUUCACUCAUACGCGCGCGCUCGGUCCGCAUUGUUCGCGUUUCGCGUGUUUUUAGUUCUACACGUGAUUGACGGUGUUUCCAUAAUGACGUCCAAUGACUUCCGUCUGGAACGGAACGUAGAACUAUCGGAAGAGACCAAAGCCAUCGCUGAAGAAGAGUUAAGAGAGACCCCAGAAAGAGUAAAAGAGGCUUUGGAAAGACUGAGAGAGUUGUUGAAAGAGAACAAAGACUUAUACUUCGGUGAUGAUGAUGAAAUCCUUACCAUAUUCCUGCGUCCCUGCAAGUGGUAUCCAGAGAGCGCAAUAGCCCUUAUGCGGCGUGUAGCUGAAUUUAGAAAAGAAAAUGCCUCUCUACUGGACGGGUUACUACCUGAACACGAAAUUCAAUCUUUCUUAGAACACAAAGUUGUGAACGUGCUGAAGGGACGUGACCACAAAGGAAGGAGAGUUCUAGUCGUCAAUGUUGGUGGCUCCUGGGACCCGAAGAAGGUGACGGCGGACCAGCUCUUCAGGCUUUUUUACUUAAUCCAUGAAGCCGCUAUGUUGGAGCCAGAGUCUCAAGUUCGAGGCACCGUCGUCAUCAUGGACUUCCACAAUAUGGGCUGGCCUCAAACAUGGGGACUUACACCAAGCUUCUCAAAACGUCUCCUGACUUUCAUUCAGGAUGCGAUGCCUUUGAGGUUGAAGGAAGUCCACUUUGUCAAGGAACCAAUGCUUUUUAGUGCCGUAUGGAAGAUGUUCAAACCCUUCAUCAGAGAAAAACUAAAGAGUAGGAUAUAUUUUCACGGCUCAAAGAUGUCUUCGCUCCACAAGCAUAUGGAACCAUCUCACUUACCAGCCGAUUAUGGUGGCGAUCUGCCAGCUAUCAACUACUCUGGGGCUGAAUGGUACCCGGUCAUCAACGAAAUAUUACCGCAUAUACAUAACUGGAACUCCUAUGGUUUUGCUAAGGACUCCUAAAUUAUAAAUAGCUCUACUAACCAAGACCUGGAUUAAAAACGUGUAAAAUUAUCUAAAUAAUCUACAAUCUAAGCCAAUUAAUUUCAGCGCCAUCUAGUGGCGCUUUUUAAAACAAUUAGAUCUUUAAUUUGUUUCUUUAAUAUUUAUAAAUAAAUUUUUAAUUCACUGUUAUACUUUAAUAAAAGUUGUUUUUAUUAAGAAUUUUGUGUUCGACUCACGUUUCUAUUUCCAUUUUGAAUACUGUCUUGGUUAGUAGUAUUGCCAUACAUAGGGGAUAUUCAUGUAGUUAGACGAGUGUUGGUUAUAAAAUUAUUUAUAGGAUACUCUUUUUAAUUUCUCAGUACUUAUGGAGAUAGUACGAUUCUAGUAGUUUUCUAAAAUCAUUAAUAUAUAAUGAAGCAUUUGUAGUUUAGAGGAUAUAGUUAUGUGAUUUAUUUGUACCUAAUUUUAUUAAAUGACCAAUAGAUAAGACUAAACAGGCAGCGAUAUGUAUUCGUAAAAGACAAUAAAAUUAUGUACAAAUUAUAUUCGUUAAAGUGAAUUCCAUACAUUUUUAUAAUUGUGAUUUUUGGACCAAUAUUCGUAAUAUCGUGAUUGUUGAAGACUGGAUAACAAAUGAAUUAUUGUGCCUUUAUUAUUUUUAAGAUGUGAUAUGAAAUUAUUGUUAAAUAAGUGUUUUCGAGCGAAUUUCAUGACAUGAUACAUUAUACUAAUACUGUAAGCCGCUAGAUAAUAGCGGUAUUACUGCAUGACCCUAGACAAAUGUUUUUGCUUCAAGUGUGUUUCGCCAUUGGAUUUUCUAUGGUCAUCUGAAAACUUAUCCAUACAAUAUGUUUUUAUGAUUUUGGGUUAUACCUAUGGUAAAACAUUUCUUGGGUCACCAUCAGCUCAGACUGUGAGUCUAAAACACAAAUCACGGAAAGAAAAAGUACAAAAACCUUAUCGUGUUAUCAAAAAUUAAAUCUAGUUAAUUAUUCAUUAAAGUCAUACGAGUAUGCCAUUUGCAUUUUAAUAUACACAUUGAAAGUAUCCUUAGGCCUUAGACAAAAUCACUGUUCGACAGGCGUGACCCAAUACCGCCAAACGAAUUUCUAUGGAAAUGGUCACAUGGUUCAAUGGGAUUUUGUUGAAAGUCGUUAAGUAGUAUUUGGUGCUCCAAUGUAUGCUAUCCGCAAUUUAAUUAUUUCCAUUUAAUAAAAAUGUUUCAUCGUCGUUACUAAUUGUUGGUUUUUGUAUCUUUUAUAAGCGUUAUAUAAAAAAAAAAACAUAUAAAGUAAAAAUGUGACCAAAGUUAUUCAUAUAAAGAUUUGUUAUGUUUAUACGAAAUAGAUAAUGAAUUAGCAAUGCAAAGUCUGUUAGCACCCCUGAUAAAUCUAAAAAUCUGUUUUAGCCUACAGCUGUAUAUAAAAUGUCAAUAACCCAGCAUAAAAAGAUUAUAUCCUCUAUUAAGUGUCCUCUUUCAAUCACUAGACGAAUCUUGUAUGACUGGAUAUUUCGUAGGCGUGAUUCGCUAUUUAAUUUGUAUGCAACUGUUCACAAGCAUUAGUUGUCUGGAGCGUUUGCCUUGUAACAUUUUGUCUUUAUCUAGCAUUAUUAACAGACUAAAGACAGCUCUUUUAUCUGUGGCACAGGGUGCAUCGCUGAUUACAUUAUCUAAGUAUUUUAUUUGAAUGGUUAGCACUAAGAUCGAAGAUAUACCUGAGUUGCUCAACGUAGAUUGUUAUAGCAUACCAUAUGAUUUUUUAAAUAUAUGACGAUAAAUUUA
Pieris brassicae (large cabbage white) is the source of this 2788-nucleotide messenger RNA. Its product is annotated as retinaldehyde-binding protein 1. The record is from RefSeq and is a predicted model, not a curated record. Lineage: Eukaryota; Metazoa; Arthropoda; Insecta; Lepidoptera; Pieridae. The transcript is spliced from 6 exons. Gene Ontology annotation, molecular function: phosphatidylinositol bisphosphate binding. Gene Ontology annotation, cellular component: membrane. Bases 148 to 1023 code for a protein of 291 amino acids.